Messenger RNA from Microthlaspi erraticum, 1305 nucleotides. Lineage: Eukaryota; Viridiplantae; Streptophyta; Magnoliopsida; Brassicales; Brassicaceae. The record is from the annotation of a GenBank genome assembly.
AUGAAAACACGGCAGCAGAAUAACGUCUCCGGGAUUCGUCUUACUGACAUCAUGAUCUGGCGCAAUACGCGAUCGAAGACCGCAGAGAACUCAUCACUGCCGGUCCCAGUUGAUGUCUUAAUCGAGGUAUUCUCAACCCUUCCGUUGAAGUCUAUAGCGACGUGUCGUUGCGUGUCGAAGCUCUGGUACUCCAUACUCCGCCGUCCAGAUUUCACCGAGCUGUUCUUGAGCAGGUCUUGUUCCACAAGCCCUAAGCUAUUGUUCGCAUGCAAAAAAAACAGCGACGUGUUCUUCUUCACGUCACCUCAGCCUCAAAAUCCGGAUGAGAACUCGUCUCCUGUAGUGGCCAAUUAUCAUACGAAGUUCUCCUUUCAUGGCUUCCAUGAAAAUAUUUACCAUGUCCAUGGCCUCGUCUCUCUUUUAGGUAAUCGGAUUUCAAAGGUAAAAGAAGAAAAAUUGGCGGUGAUAUGUAACCCUAGCACCGGAGAAUCCGUAAUCUUACCCAAAGUGAAGACGAGGAGAGUUACGGUGAAGUGUUUGUUUGGUUAUGAUCCGAUUGAUAAACAAUUCAAGGUAUUGUCCAUGACACAGCGAUUAUAUGGAAGUUACGGCGAUGAUGAGUCGUGGGACCAACAUCAAGUUCUGACAUUAGGAACUGGAGGAAAACGGUCAUGGAGAAUGAUAGAGUGUUCCAUACCCAAUCACUCUCUACGUAAUCCGAUUUGCAUCAAUGGUGUUUUGUAUUAUCUAUCCACUAAACGGUCUACAAAGACUUGUGUGAUAGUUUGCUUUGAUGUUAGAUCUGAGAAUUUCCGCUUUAUGGAAGCCAAGGGAGCUCUCAGUGGAGAUUUGCUUAAUGGAGGAACUCUGGUCAACUACAAUGGUAAGUUAGGUUGUGUGGUUCACUCUGGACAGUCUGCAUUGCAUGUGAGAGUUGAUGGAACAAGUACAAGUUUCAAGCUGUGGGUUUUAGAAGAUGUCGAGAAACAAGAAUGGUCUGAGCGUACUUACUUAUUGCCUGCUUUGUGGAAGAAUGUUAUUGGAAAUGCUGUGUUAAGCUUUGUUGGAGUGACUCGGACAAAUGAGAUUGUGUUCUCAUCGUCCUAUCCAGCAUACCCUUUUUACCUUUUCUAUCUUAAUCUCGAGAGGAACAGUAUCGUGAGAGUUGAAAUCCAAGGAAUGGAUACGUCUAACUGUCCCGUAUAUUUCACUUCUAUAGACCAUGUAGAGAAUGUGGAGCUAUAUGGUAAGUGUUUAGACUUUCACUUCUAUAGUACAUACUUUGAGACUUUUGUUUCGCGUUAG